Molecule: messenger RNA, 1620 nt
Organism: Aspergillus niger
Lineage: Eukaryota; Fungi; Ascomycota; Eurotiomycetes; Eurotiales; Aspergillaceae
Exons: 3
Coding region: 1-1620 (539 amino acids)
Molecular function (GO): iron ion binding; oxidoreductase activity, acting on paired donors, with incorporation or reduction of molecular oxygen; monooxygenase activity
Source: RefSeq, a predicted model, not a curated record
AUGGCGGAGAUCAGCCUGCGCACCGCCCUGGCCAUCCUGGUGGGAAUCUAUCUCCUCUACAAACUCCUCUCCUUUGUCCGCUUUUACAUCAUCGGUCGCCGCAGCGGAUAUCCCCUAGUCGUGACCCCUUUAUUCACUCAGCAUACGUUGUGGCAGAUCGUGGGCCCGACCUUUCAAGUGCAGCUGAAGCGCUACCUUCCCACAUGGCUCCACGAACAUGUUGAUAUCCACAUCCAUGGGUGGGAGUUUCGCCACAAGAAUGCCAUGCAUCGCCGAUAUGGGAAGGUUUUCGCCAUUGUAUCGCCUGAUGAGUGCUCAUUAUGGAUAGCUGACCCAACCGUCGGCACAACCGUCUUGCAGCGCCGCAAAGACUUCAUCCAGCCCGACGUCGUAGCCAAGUUCAUGGGCGUCUUCGGACCAACAUUAAUUCAGUCCAACGGCGAAGACUGGACCCGUCAGAGGCGCAUCAUCGCUCCUCAACUCAACGAAACCAUCAUGGGCGAGGUGUGGGAAGAGUCCUGUCGUCAGGCGCGCGCUAUGCUCGAGUAUCUCCUGCAGCAUCCUGGCGGUGACACCUUGACCGGGCUUCGCAGCAUAGCCAUCAAUGUCCUCGGCCAAGCCGGGUACGGGCAGAACCAAACAUGGUCACCGGACUUCGUCGAGGCCUUGGGAGAGGACUGGCAAGGCCCCAGAGUCUCGUACUUCAAGACGAUUGCCAUGGUUACGGACCGGUUCGUCGAGGCAGUAUUGAUUCCGAAUUCUUUGAAAAUGUUGCCUUAUAUGCCCCAGUCUCUGCGCCAACUGGGGCGCCAGAUGGUGAAGGUCCCGCAGUAUAUCACGGAGAUUUUAGAUGAGGAGCGAGACGCCAAGUCGAGUGAGGUGUCUAAGAAGCGCCACAAUUUGCUAGAUAUGCUGGUGCGAUUUGCGGACCGUGGUGAGCAGGAUUCUUCGAAGCUGUCCCUGUCUGAGGCGGAGAUUAGUGGCAACCUAUGGGUGUUUACCGCAGCUGGCUUCGACACCACAGCGAACACCAUGGGAUACGCUGUCAUGUUUCUAGCACAGUAUCCGCAGUGGCAGGACUGGAUGCGGGAGGAGUUGUCCCAACUGGACGCGAAUACUUCCUCUUGGGGAUAUGAAACGUUCUCCCAGUGCCCGCGGGUGCUUGCUGUCAUGUUCGAAACCCUCCGUCUCUUCACCCCUGUCCUUCACUCCACACGCUGCGUGGCCACGACACAGCAGAUUGCCGAUUCUGACGGCACACACGUGCUGACACCCCCGAUGAACGUGUUUGUCUCGCAGCAAAGCAUCCACAGGGACCCGAACAUCUGGGGAUCGGACGUGGAUGAGUUCCGGCCCACGCGGUGGCUCGACGGCGCCGGUCAAGUGGUGACACCGGCGAAGGGCACGUUCAUCCCGUGGUCGGCAGGGCCCAGAAUAUGUCCGGGCAUGAAGAUGUCGGAGGUGGAGUUUGUCGGGGCGAUGGCGACCCUGUUCCGGCAUGCGCGGUGCGAGCCGAUGCAGGAAGGAAAACUUCUGCAGCAGAUGGAUGACUCGAUAUCCAAGUUGACGCUGCAAGUGAGGGAGCUCCGAGAGGUGCAGUUGCGGUGGGUGCCAGCGUGA